AUGACGAUGAUGUCGAAUCUUCCAAGGGAUUUGGUAGAGGAGAUUCUCUCUAGACUUCCUUUGAAAUCUACUAGAGCUAUGCGGUUAACUUGCAAAAACUGGAACGCCUUAUCAAAAAGCCAAAGCUUUACAAAGAUACACAUUGAUAAAGUAGCAGUAACAAGGGAAGAGGAGUCUCAGAUGAUUGUGAUGAUGGAUAACACUGUUUAUCUAAAGAGCGCCGUCGUCAACGGCAUCCACGUUGACUUAUCCAAAGAGCCUAAAGGUAAACUUACUUGCCUUGACGAACAAGUCAAGAUAUCUUACUUUCUUCACUGCGAGGGUUUAUUGUUAUACGUCUUGGGAGACGACGAUUCUAGGCUUGUGGUUUGGAAUCCGUAUUUGGGGCAAACCAGGUCGAUCACACCUAGAUCAUAUUACCACAACCGGGAAAUGUACAAUGCAGCCAACCACUUUGCGUGGUAUGAAAUCUACGAUUUUGACUCUGAUUCAUGGACGACUCUUGAUGUCACUCCAAAGUGGCGCAUAUCAUCUUGUAAUCGUGGUGUUUCUCUCAAGGGUAACACCUACUGGUGUGCUAGAAGACAUCAUUCACAUUACUUAAUAUGUUUUGAUUUUACAUGCGAGAGAUUUGGGUCGCUUCUGCAUCUGCCGCAAACCAAUUGCAUUGGAGACUCUGUGAACCUUUCUUGUGUAGGAGAAGAGAAGCUUGCGGCUUUAGUUCAGUUCACCGACUCAAACAAGACUGAGAUAUGGAUUACUACUAAGAUUGAGGCGGAAGAGGUGUCGUGGAGCAAGUUCUUGACUCUAGAUCAGGGACCAGUCGUUUACAAUCCGGAUUUAUUCAUUAAUGGGAGUUUCUUGAUUAACAAGGAGAAGAAAGUCACCUUGGUUUUUGAUACAAAUGGCUUUAAUCGCUACACAGUUUUCAUCGUUGGAGAGACUGGAUACAUUAGGGAAGUGGAUUUUGGAGAACCCGAAUACAGAUAUUAUUAUUCGCGCCAUGUGUCCUCUUAUGUUCCAAGUUUAGUGCAAAUCAAGCAACCUCAAGGAGGCAAAAGGAAGAGACAAAGCGAUUUAGAAAUGCUCCGAUAUGAUGAAAAAAGGUUGAAACUUGUCGCACUUGAAAAGAAAACCAAGAAACCAUUUCGAGGCUUCCGCCAAAAGAGAAGACAGAUAGCAUGUAUGGGGAGUAGAAGAUGGAGAUGA
Microthlaspi erraticum is the source of this 1209-nucleotide messenger RNA. The record is from the annotation of a GenBank genome assembly. Lineage: Eukaryota; Viridiplantae; Streptophyta; Magnoliopsida; Brassicales; Brassicaceae.